This is a messenger RNA of Anopheles coustani, 567 nucleotides long. Its product is annotated as 5'-AMP-activated protein kinase subunit beta-1-like. Bases 25 to 567 code for a protein of 180 amino acids. The record is from RefSeq and is a predicted model, not a curated record. NCBI's taxonomy places the organism in Eukaryota, Metazoa, Arthropoda, Insecta, Diptera, Culicidae. Gene Ontology annotation, molecular function: protein kinase binding. Gene Ontology annotation, biological process: signal transduction. Gene Ontology annotation, cellular component: cytoplasm; nucleus; nucleotide-activated protein kinase complex. The transcript is spliced from 3 exons.
CAGGAGGACGCUGUUCAAUCGGUAAUGGUACCCACCGUGUUCCAGUGGUGUGGUGGUGGUAAGCUGGUCUACGUUGGCGGAACAUUUUCCGAGUGGAAGGCACUGCCGAUGGUCGAGUCGCACGGUUCAUUCGUCACCAUCGUUAACAUACCGGAGGGAGAUCACCAGUAUAAGUUUCUUGUCGAUGGCGAAUGGAUGCACGAUCCAAAGCUGAAGUGCGUUGUAAGAGACAAGGGCAUUACGAACAACCUGGCUACCGUGCGUCAAACUGAAUUCAGAGUAUUCCAAGCGCUCGUCAAUGACAGCGAAGAUACGUGCAAGGUUGAAUCGAAGGAGCGGGGCCAAGAUAUUCCAACGGCAACACCAUGGGACGAGGACCAGCUGUUGCAGGAUCCUCUCAACCAAGACACCCUACUAUCGUGUGAACCAACGCUUCUUCCGCGACCGAACAACGUCAUGUUGAACCAUCUAUACGUGACUUCGAUCGAGAAUGGCGUAACGGUGCUGAGUACGAACCAUCGUUACCGGAAAAAGCACCUCACCACAGAGUUCUACAAACCCAUCUAG